GCCAAUUGAACAGUGAUAUACUGUAGCACCAUUUACAGUUACUGUUUGUAGUGGUACCUCAUAUGAAUUGGAAUCUGUUGGUAGGCCUACUACCUGGAAUGGAUAGGUCUACAGCACUUUGCCCUUGUGCGUAGAACGCUUGCGCAGACAGGCAAGCUAUGUGAGUCACGAGAAAUCCGACUUGCCUCUCAACCAACAAGGCAGUCCUCCUGCAACAACGCCAUAGUCAACGGAGCACAAUUAUAUUAAAUUAAAGUGUUAUUGUUCCAAUAAAAAAAAGGAAUGAGUGCUGCGUAGAUUUCAGGAGAGGAGGGGGGGCUUUUCGGUUGCUCAACAUGGCUGCGCCCUGUGGAGAACAACAAGUGUAGAAGUGGCCACCCCAUUACAACAGCACAGCAGGUUGCUGGCAGGCUUUACCUUGAGAGGGGGGACAGUUCCAUAGGCAUCCCAGCAGCACCAUGGCAAAGGAGCAGCCGAAUGUGAGCGACCUCCUCCCGCUCCUGGAGUCGUCCGAUCUGCAUGAACUGGAUCAGAUCAAAAGUGUCCUCAAUGACCACCUCAGCACAGAGCGAGGAUCUGUGCUGCUCAAUGGCCUUGUGGAUUACUACCUUGAGACCAGCUCUCCACAGGCUAUACUCAUCCUUUGCUCUGUUAGGGAGCCUCAUGACAAGCACCUCCUGGACAAGCUGAACGAGUGCAUGGCCAAGCCGGCCUGUCGGCUGCCCACCCUUACCCUCCUGGGGCACGUUAUCCGCAAGCAGCCCCCCUGGAUGCACAAGAUAACCCGCUUCCCUCUGCUCACCUCCUUACUCAAAUGCCUUAAGACUGACUCUGACGUGGUGGUGCUGAUAACUGGAGUCCUAGUGUUGAUCACACUGCUACCCGUGAUACCCCAGGCAGGGAAGCAGCACAUAUACGACUUCUUUGACAUCUUUGGCCGACUGGCGUCCUGGAGCCUGAAAAACCCAGGGCAUGUGCACGGGGUGUAUCUGAUACACCUCCAUGCCAGUGUGUACUCCCUCUUCCACCGGCUCUACGGCAUGUACCCCUGCAACUUUGUCUCCUACCUGCGCUCCCACUACAGUAUGAAGGAGAACGUAGACACCUUUGAGGAAGUAGUGAAGCCGAUGUUGGGGCACGUGCGGAUACAUCCCGAAUUGGUCACUGGAACCAACGACUAUGAGCUGGACCCCUCCAGGUGGAAGAGGUUUGAGAUCCACGACAUUGUGAUUGAAUGUGCAAAAGUGUCCCUGGACCCCAAGGAGGCGUCCUGUGAGGAGGGUUACUCCAGCAUGCCAGACCACGUCUCCGUCCACCAUCACCCCCACCUGCGGUCCGGUCUCGACUACAAUGCCAGCCCCUACACCGACUUCCUCAGCAGCUUCGGUAGCUCUGCCUCUACCCCCCUAUCGGUUGGCCGACCACCUCUCUCCCUUUCCUUACCCCAGCUACCAGGGACCCAGUCCUCCCUCUGCAGUCCCCACACCUCUUUCCAUCAGAACCAACACUGUGAAGUCGACCCCGCUGGGAAUAAAGUGUCGAUGUGGAGUCCGUCCUCGGAUUGUGGAAUGACCACACCUCCCACCUCGAGGGGUAUCUCCCCUGCCAAUGUUCCAGAGCUAUCCCAAAGUGCCUCCCAUGCCCCCAGCCAAACAGCCAGCACAUCAGGUGGGAAAUGUCUCAGUCCUGCCCUGAAUCUCUCCAAUGAGUUUGAGCAUGUUUGUUCACCCCCCAACACAACCAACCAGCUGAAGCAGAAACCAAGUGGAGAGGCAGAGAGAGGCAACCCUGAGGUCAUCAGUAAAGGUGCUGCUGGUGAGAGUGUGAAGACCAUGUCGUUGACCGAGCUGUCGGACUUCAUCAAAGAGCAGGAUCUGGACAUUCAAAGGAUGGAGAACGAACAUGACGAGGAUGCCAUCACAGAGGAGCUCCUGAAGUUGACUGAGCAGAAGCACAAGGCAGACCGCUCUUUCUACAGCACUACAGAGACACUGACUGGGCCUCAGGAGAAGGAGCUGCUCCUCACCACCUCCAACCAGAGCCUAAACAAGGAGGCCCAGCGCCUGGUCUCCACACCCGACAAGAGCGAGUGCUCGGCGGGGGGAGGAGAUCAGCAGCUCCCCUGGUCCUUCCGGCCGUGCUUCACCCCCAUCGACAACCUGCUGACCGGAUUUAGCACUUCUCAGAGCCCCUACAGGGCUGAGGAGGAGGGGGGCUCUGGUCUGGCAAAGUAUGGCCUGUUCUCCUCCCCCAGUAUCUUCAGGGACCCUGUUAACCCCGUCUACGAGCCUCUGUUUGAGCUGGCCCUGCCCAGGGCUGCCUCUCUGUUUGUGGGGAGGAAGACUUCGGUGGCACUGACGCAGAGGGUCGCUGGCGACGAGGGGGAGAGGAACGCAAGCAAGGGGGAGGAGGAAGGGGACGAGAUGGCGGCAAUGUCCCCGCUGGAGGUCCUGGAUCGCCUCAUUCAGCACGGCAACGAGGCCUAUGAAAAAGUGCUCAAGAGAUUGCCCAUACCAAACAAGUCAGUAGACUGGACACACUUUGGAGGUAAACAACAGAGUAUGAAAGCGGAAGGCACCACACCGCUGGACGAGCUGCACACGCUGCGCAGUCAGGUGCUCCUGCUCCAGAACCAGCUCCUGUACGAGCGCUACAAGAGAGAGCAGCACGCCAUCCGCAACCGCCGUCUGCUCCGCCGCAUCAUCAACGCCACCGCCAUGGAAGAGCAAAACAACUCAAUGAAGGCCCAGCUGAAGCUACAGGACAUAGAGAUCCAGUCUCUGCAGGCCAGUCUGGUGGAGGAGCAGCAGCGCUACAGGCGCCUGAAGGAGGAUGGAGACACUGUGACGGCUUGCCUCCACAGUCAAUUCCAACAGCUACAGCAGGGCCAUGACCUGUACCUAUCCAAGGCUCAGAAGCUGCAGAGUGAGUUACAAGAAUGCCAAAGCAACAUGGGAGAGCUGGAGGCUGAGCUUCAGAAAGCCAAUAAUGAGGCAUACAACACUGGACACCAGCUCACCCAACUGUCCCUCAAGCUCACCAACAGUGAGAACCUCCAGCAGCAGAUGUACUUGUUGAACAAACAGCUGCUGUUGCUGGGAGAGACCAACAAGCUGGCAAUACAGGAGGUGCAACGCCUGGGACCGGAGAGCAGUAAGGGGCUGCAGAUGCUGCAGUCAUCCAUGGGCAAGGAGCAGGAGUGUCUGCGUCAGAGCAUGCUGCAGCAGACCCAGGGGCUGGAGGCAGCCCAGCAGCGCAUCGGAGACCUGGAGGCCCAGCUGGCCAAGAAGGAGCACCUCAUUCUGGAGCAGAAGUUGUUCCUGGAGGAAGUCAAAGGCCAGACCAAGGGCCAGCUGCAGGCGUCAGAGAGCAGGUACCUGGCCAUGCGACGGGUCACUCAAGUGCUGCAGACGGAGAUGCUGCAGCUCUACAGCCAGCUGGACGCCGAGAUGCUGACCACCAACCAGAGUCUCUCGGAGUCUGACACCAUCGUGCCCUCCAGCGCUCCUCCUGGCACUUCCAGGCCAAAUGGCAGCAGUAGCAGAACUGUGCCAACUGCUCAGGGCAGCUCUGACCGACGCACCCAAGCGUGGCCGCCUGGCAACGGAAGCACUUUACCACCCGGGGAUGGAGCUCAGUCCACUACCUCGGUGACCCUCAACGGCAGUCUGAAACAGCCCCCUCUCCUGUCAGAGAUGACCCCGACCCACCUGGCUGCCUUUCCGCUUUCCCUCUCCCCCGCUGGCACCCCCUUCACUGUGGGUACCUACCCCAGUGCCAAGAGCUUCCUGGGAAUGCAUGCUCGAGAGCUGUUUCGCAACAAAAGCGAUAGCCAGUGUGACGGGGAUGAGGACACCAAGCUCAGUAGUCUCUCUCACGGCCUGGUCGCCGGUGAGGAGAGCAGCGAGUCGACACAGAACGUCCAGUCCAGCCCAUUUCCUCUUCCCGCCACAGGCACCCCCCCCCAUUCUCCUGUUGCUGCUCCUCCAUCACAGGGCUCUGCUCAGUCUGCUUUGGCCCAGGAGCCACCCCCGUCAGACAGCCAGCAGCUUAGGGCCCACCACGGGCAGGGGGCAAGGCCUAGGGCCAGCGCUGCCACUGCCGCCCGCCAGAGGAGGAAGGAUCUGCGGAUCAUGGACUACAAUGAAACACAGCAGGAGCACAUCUGACGACGACGAGAGAGAGGGAGGGGUGGGGCAACAGCUGCUGAUGAGCUGCCACUGUAACAACAGAUGUAAGGAAAUAUCUCUAAAUGCAGUGUUAUUUUUGCUGUUUCCCCAGUGGACGGGCAAAUACAGGUUCAUACAAAGCUCUAUUAUAUAAAAAUAAAAAUGCCUUUCCCUAAGCAAGGGACAAUGAGCAAAUUUGGCCUCAUAAUUUGCUUUUUAAUGUAUUCUGUCUAAGGGCCACUGCUAUAAGUAUCCAUUAGGGGGAGCAAGAGUGAACAAAAAGUAUUCAACAGUGAACUUAACAUGGAUUCCUUAUGGCAAGUCCUAUCACACAGAAUUGGUCUAUUGGGUGUGUAAAUCUACAUAUUGAGGCUACGUCGGUCUGUGUGAUGUAAAACUAAUAACAGCAACAGGAAAACGAGCAAGAAUCUUUUGUUAGAUGUUUUAAUAAGCUAUUUAUUUAUGGUUUUGGCACACCCCAAUCUAAAAUGACCUGAACUUUGGAGGGUUUGGAGGGUCCUACUCACAAGUGCAAUACUUUUCUCAAAUGGAUUCAUCUUGUUUUUUUGCUGCUUGGUCAAAGGCCUCACAGCCUCAGCUUUUCAGAACACUUCCUGAGUUCCAUCACAUUUCCCUCCCCAAAACACUGAGUGCCUCUUGUUUUAACACAUAUAGCGCUACAAAUAGGUACUAAAAUUAUUGCAAUAAUCAGUUAUAAUUUGUAACCAGCUAAAGAGAAGCUUAAAGAGUAUCAAGUAACAAUGUUUUAUUUUGUCUUGUUGAUUCAAUGGGCAUGAUCCCACCAUACAAUGAAGUUUUACAGCAAUAAUGCAUCUUCUCUAGGUUCAAGCUAAAUCUCUAGCUCAGGUUGUUAGUGAGUGUUCCUGCAGUAGUGGAGGAACGUGCAGUAACACCCUGGACCAGAGCUAGUUAUUUCUCAUACAUUCUCUUAAGUUAAAUGUGCCACGUGGCAUCCAUCUGCUUUUUGGGGGUUUAUUGAUCAAGUUGACUUGGAUCACUGCAUUAUUUUGUCUAGGCUAGGGGCCUGAGAGGACUGUUCUUUUGGAUAUUCAGUGCCUUGAUGGCUGCACACAACUGCCAGAACUACUGCAGUGGGACUCUGAUGGCGCUCUUGAUGUCUUGGCAUUGAAGCUAUGCCAGGUAUAUGUCCCUCUUCAUAGAGGUCCUUCCUCACCCAAUGCCUUUAAAGUGAAUCGGGUCAUAUUGUAGUUCUAAACAUGGACAUAUUGUGAGUUUCUGUUGCCAUAUAGUCAAUCGUCAUCUAGGGUGACAAUCAUUAUUGUUCCAUCCCCUACUCAGGAUCAGGGCUUGCAAGCUAAUCAGUUAAGUCACAUAUCCAUUAAAGUCAGUAUUACCCAUCUCCAGCUGUUAUCCUCAAAGUGUGGUCUCUGUCCAAGAUCCUGGUGUCAAUUCAAGUGUUCCUUUUUUCCCACACAUCUUUUGUUAUCAAGCAUGUAAAUCAAUAUUAAACACCAUCGGAAUGAGGAAACUAUGGUACAGUGAAUCUGACGGUAUGUUAAGACAGUUCUGAUUACAAAUGUUCUGAAAACAAAAAUGGGAAAAAAUUAACUGAACAAUAUAAAUCAAUAGAAAUAUUUUG
Salmo salar (Atlantic salmon) is the source of this 5790-nucleotide messenger RNA. It is a transcript of the gene tsc1a, whose product is annotated as TSC complex subunit 1a. Gene Ontology annotation, biological process: negative regulation of cell population proliferation; regulation of cell cycle; negative regulation of TOR signaling. Lineage: Eukaryota; Metazoa; Chordata; Actinopteri; Salmoniformes; Salmonidae. Gene Ontology annotation, cellular component: TSC1-TSC2 complex. The record is from RefSeq and is a predicted model, not a curated record.